Oikopleura dioica is the source of this 3672-nucleotide messenger RNA. The record is from the annotation of a GenBank genome assembly. Lineage: Eukaryota; Metazoa; Chordata; Appendicularia; Copelata; Oikopleuridae.
AUGUUCCAAAGAUUCGAUACAAACGGAAAUCUGGAACUCAGCAACCAUGAAUACUCAAAUCUGCUGAAGACUUACGCCGAUGAUUUUCUAAAAACUUGGACGAAAGAGCAUCGAGAUGUGAAACAAAUGGCUUGGCAGAUGAAAGCAGCAAAGCCAUUUUCGUACAAGUUCUGCGACUUUGUGAAAAAUUACGUCGAGCAGUUUAUGCUCCAAGGAGAGACAAUUCAAUGCUCGAGUUUUGAGGAGUCCUUGAUGGAAAAGGGGUACUAUUCGACGGUCGAAAAGUGGAAGUGUUCGGACGAAGAGCAUCUGCUUGCCUCUGGAAAAUACCAAUUCCAGGCGAUCUGCGCUAUUGAAAAGUGUAAACCAGGUCUUGUCAUCUCUGGAAAACCAUCGAAAUGCCUGGCAACCGGGCAAUGGUCCGCUGGAGAAGCAUGUGUUCUGCCAACCUGUUCAGAAAUGGUGCCCGAUGCUUCAAAAGGACAACUUGGUUACAUUUGCCACGAUUCAGAAGAUAACCGCAUUGAUUUUAAAGGAGAAAAGGCCAUUGGCGACACCUGCAAAGUUGUUUGCAAGAUGGGAUUCCAGAACAAGUUCGCGAAGGGGAUGAAGUGUGGAGAUGACGGUGGAUGGAAAGGCAUGGCGCAGAAAUGCGAAGAAAUGUCAGAAGAAAUGAUGAGGACGGACAAAAACAGAACAAAUAAAGAGAUGCUUGAAUUGCUACUGAUUGGUCCCACUAAGUCACCAUACCGUCAACUGACAACGAAGAAGACCACAACCAAGAAAACAGCAACAAGUACUACCACAACAACUACGACAACAUCUUCAACGACAACAACAACGACUACUACAACAACAACCACCACAUCAACAACUUCGACAACGACAACUACAACAACGACAACAACUUCAACAACGACAACCACGACAGCUACGACUACUAGUACAACAACAACAACUACUACAACUACUUCGACAACAACUACGACAACACCGACGACAACAACGACGACAACAACUACUACUACAACAACUACGACAUCAACAACAACUACGACAUCAACAACAACAACAACAACAACUACAACAUCGACCACAACUACCAGCACAACGACUACAACAACCACAACAACAACGAAGUCAACAACCCCAGCACCAAAAGAAUGCUCUCCGAUAAAACUCCCAUUGAACGGGAAGGAGUUCUCGUGUGACUCAAGGUUUUCUCUGAAUAGAAAAUGCUCCUUAGUAUGUAAUGAAAAGUAUGAGCCAGUCGGCGAGCCCCAAUCGUGCUCACCAGACACGGGCGAAUGGAGUGGCAACGCUCAGCUGUGCAAAUUAACCGGCUGUGGUGAUUUACCGAGAAAAAUUGACGAAAUGACCAACGGUUACACUUGCACCGACUCUAAUCGUCUUAUUUCUCAAUGCCGGUUACGUUGCCGCGCAGGUUAUCGUCACAAUAAUGGAAAGCUUGCACAAUGCCGAAAAGACGGCACUUGGGAUUUAGGCACUCAGGAGUGCGAAAAGAUACCAGAGUGUCCUCUCAAUAUUGAAAUACAGGGCGAUGGAAUUACUUUCUGCAAUGGCAAUAAGCCGGGUUCUACUUGCGAUGUUGAUUGCCCGUUCGGAUUCGCUUUGGAAGGCGAUUCGACCCUGACGUGCUCUUCCGAGGGAAACUGGAUUGGGAAUGCAACAUGCAUCGAACCAUGGUGUGAUCCUCUUGAUGUUGAAAACGCGAAGAUUAACUGUCUUGAUGAUUACGCCCAGCUUGGUACCCGCUGUCGAGCCACUUGCGAUAGUGGAUAUCGCUUCCGAAACGACGUUAAAGCGAACCUUUAUACAUGCGGUGAAGAGCGUACUUGGGAGCCGCGACCGAGACCCUGCCAGCCCAUUUACUGUAAUUCAAAGGACCUUUAUUCUAUUUUAGAAGGGGAUUCAAACCUUCUGACUAAUUGCACAAAGGAAGAAGAAGUCAAUGAUGGAGGUAAGUGCGAAAUUUCUUGUUCAGGUGGGUCUCGACUCGAAGGACCUAAAGAGGUCACGUGUUCUGACGGAGCUUGGCUCGAGCUUGAUUUCAUGAAACCGAAGUGCUUGGCUCCAACUUGUCCAGAUCUUACAGAUCAAACAAAAAUCUCCAAAACCACGUGCGGAGCGCUAGACAAUGGGCGCGUCAAAAUCGGCGAACAGUGCGAAACAACCUGUAUUGACGGAUUUGAAGUAAUCGGCCCGUCAUCCGUUACGUGUAACGAAUUUGGUGAUUAUGAUGGCGAUUUGGGUCGUUGCCAGAAAGAAUCGAACAAAAAGUGUAAGGAGGCUGAGUUCUCGCCGAACGCGGACUUCUUAAGCGAUCCAACUUGUGUUGGAGAAAAGAACGGCGCCUGCGUCGCUUACCGUUUCCAAUGUCAGGAAGACGGGAAAAAGCGCCAGCUCUCCUUGCAAUGUUUAACGGAGAUAAAUAAUCGACUAACGGUGGAGGAUCUCUGCACCGUGCUCCAUCCCUACCGUGUUAUGCCACUGAGUAAAUCAAGCAAAACGAAAAAAGAGAAGCAAGAGUGGAAUCUAGAUUCUGUCUGGACAGCUGACAGUGACGACGAGCCAGAUUAUAUGUCCCCUCCCUUGCGAUCAAAAGCGCACAGUACUUUCUACGAAGAAGCCCUCGUCCGCAACUCAACAAUGGACCUCCGAGAGGCCGAUCCAACCCUCGCCAAUUUGGAGCUGAUUCAAGCGGUGAAAAAUGGCGAUCACAAAAGUGUAGCAAAAGCGUUGAGCAAAGACGCAGACCCAGAUAGUACGUCAGAAGAAAGCUCGGAUGUUUUCACCAUGUGCCAUAUUGCGGCAAAAGAUGGACACAGCAUUUCAUUGAGCACGUUGAUCAGCAACGGUGCGAAUUUUCGGGCGAAGACGUUACAUGGAUGGGAGCCCUUGCAUUUGGCUGCUUAUCAUGGCAAACAAGAUUGUAUCAGAAUUCUACUCACCGCAAACGCAGAUAUAGACGCCCUUAACAAAUAUGGCCAGACGCCGUUGAUGAUGGCCGUCGGAGAGGACCAUAAAGAUUGCGCUAGAAUAUUGCUCGAGCAUGGCGCCGACGAGACGAUAAAAACGAAGAAAGGAAAGAUUGCGCUCGAUCUUUGCAAAUCGAAGAAAAUGAAGAUGAUUCUGAAAUCCAAAGGUGACCCGGAGAGCCUCUCUGGAAAAGCGCAUCUGUCGUUUAUAAAGGAUCAAUUGGAGCAAAUCGGUGUGCAGCUUGAAACUGAAGGGAAUCGAUACAGUAAGCUCGAAGCAGAGAACAAUUCGCUCCGUAAAGAAUUGGAAAUGACUCGGCUUGAGCGGGACGCUGUCAACAAAAGUUUGAACGCCAUACUCGAGGAGCGUGAUACAAUUCAAAACGAAAAUCAGCGGCUGACGAGCGAGUGGAAUAAAGUAGCCAAGGAAGCGAAGCUCGAGGAGAACGUCAAUACUCUCAUUGAAGAACAUACAGUCGAGCGAGAAGCAAGUGCUAAGAAGCUUGCGAUGCUAUCAUCUAAUUUCCAACAAAUAAUGACUGAAGCCAGUACUGAGGGCGAGACGGACUCCGAUAAGCUGCGCAAGAUCCACGAAGACACUGAAAAACGAAAGCUGCGUCGAUCAAAUACUGUCAAUUCUCUUCAAAGCUCUGGGUCAAAAUCUUUUUCUUGA